AUGACAUUAUUCUUCUCGAGGAAUAUCCCUGAAGCGGAGACGAUUUUGAAAGAACUAAACGAAGUAGGGAAGCGGAUAAGACUAAGAAUUAAUCGGAAGAAGAAAGCUCAUGAAGAACGCUUUUUGGAGGAUCAGGAAAUGGAAUUAGAAUGCUCUCCAACUGCCUCAGAUAGGAGAUCAAUGUCUCGUCUUCGCGAACCAGAGGAUUACGCUAAGGCAAAACAUCGAUGA
Strongylus vulgaris is the source of this 231-nucleotide messenger RNA. Lineage: Eukaryota; Metazoa; Nematoda; Chromadorea; Rhabditida; Strongylidae. The record is from the annotation of a GenBank genome assembly.